Loa loa (African eye worm) is the source of this 465-nucleotide messenger RNA. RefSeq lists its product as hypothetical. The coding region runs from base 1 to 465 and encodes 154 amino acids. Lineage: Eukaryota; Metazoa; Nematoda; Chromadorea; Rhabditida; Onchocercidae. The transcript is spliced from 3 exons. The record is from RefSeq and is a predicted model, not a curated record.
AUGAAUACCGUAAGUUAUGUGAUACCAUAUGCUUUGUGCAUAGGGGAUCCGCAAUCUAUUAUUCAACCUUCUUCCUUAAAUUACUUUCAACAAUGUACACAAAUUGGAUCAUAUCAACCGUACAAUUUAUUACCAACGUAUCCAUUACCGUAUCUUUGGCAAUGUCCUUUUCAACAACAGCAACCAGAUAGAAAUAUUACAAGUACUCAGCCAUCAAUACAAAGAAUGGGAGGUUCGGUAAUGGUUUAUCGACUGAUUUUCCGGCCACCAUUUACAUGGACCUUUAAUUGCUUUUGUGAUUGCGAAGAGUUUGUUGUUCUUUCUACCAAAAAAAAAAACAAAAAACAACAAAAAAAAAGAAUAUUAUUUAUAUACCACGUGUUCCUGGGACAACAUGUAAAUUUCACUGAAGCUGACAAAUAUGUCAAAGGUCAACUACGUGAAGCAGUAAGUGGAGUAACUUAA